Molecule: messenger RNA, 15124 nt
Organism: Sphaeramia orbicularis (orbiculate cardinalfish)
Lineage: Eukaryota; Metazoa; Chordata; Actinopteri; Kurtiformes; Apogonidae
Gene: herc2
Product: HECT and RLD domain containing E3 ubiquitin protein ligase 2
Exons: 90
Coding region: 1-14484 (4827 amino acids)
Biological process (GO): protein ubiquitination
Molecular function (GO): ubiquitin-protein transferase activity; zinc ion binding; protein binding
Source: RefSeq, a predicted model, not a curated record
AUGCCGUCCCCAUCUUUUACCCUCGAUGCUCAGCUGAGAUUUCAUGACAAAUGGCUGAAGAUAGACUUACAGCGGGCAUUCUCUCCAGAGGGACUGAGCGAGAUGUGGAAUGAAAUGGUAAAAGAUGAAGAGAUAACAUUCAAUGGAGAGGAAUCCGCUCACCCAGAAGAUUGCACUGAUUGCUUUGGGACUCAAAAGAAGGAUGAGCCCAAUGACAAAGAGAAGAAGGAGGAGGAGGAGAUGUCAACAUCAGUUCAUCACUCUAUCAUUGAAACUUGGGACUGGGGCCGGCAGCCAGAUGACAACGAGCUGAAGGACUGUCUGAUGGUUCUUGUUGACGACCAGCAGAAGCUUUCAGCUCAGAUGGCCAAAAGCACUUUAUCUGCCCAGCGUCUGCGCCAGCGCCUGGUCAUACUAGAGCGCUACCUCAUCUCUCUGAGCCACAGCAUGAUGGAGGAGAAGUACAAGGUCCGCUGGAAGACGCCCCCCAGCCCACCACUGCCUGCUGCUGACAAUAAGAGUCCUCGCCCAGCCAGUAAAGGUGUUGAAGGUUUAGCCAGAGUGGGCUCCAGGGCAGCGCUGUCUUUUGCGUUUGCCUUCCUGCGUCGGGCAUGGAGGUCAGGAGACGAUGCAGAUCUUUGCAGUGAACUUCUCCAGGAGUCUCUGGAUGCUCUCCGUGCUUUACCAGAAGCCACACUGUUUGAUGAGGGAACUGUGUCAUCUGUGUGGCUGGAGGUUGUUGAGCGGGCCACCAAGUUCCUCAGUGAUGUGCAUGGAAGUGCCAGUACAAAAGGGAACAUUCCCCUCCAGGACCAGCAUCUCGCUCUGGCCAUCCUUUUGGAGUUGGCUGUACAGAGAGGCACACUCAGUCAGCUGUUGUCUGCCGUUCUGUUGCUGCUGCGCCUGUGGGAAAGCGGUACCAGAGAGAUGGACAAUGAGAGGUCCACGCAGGGAACCAGCGCUCCAUUGCUGCCCCUUCUGCAGCGCUUUCAGAACAUCCACAGUAGCAAAGAGGAACCCAUUCCUGAAGAGGAAGCUGAGAUCCUCACAGCCCCCCUGAGUCCAAACGAGAGCUUCCUGCGCUACCUGACCUUGCCUCAGGACAAUGACUUGGCCAUUGACCUUCGGCAAACAGCUGUUGUUAUCAUGGCCCACCUGGACCGCUUGGCUUCUCCUUGUAGCCCUCCACACUGUAACUCCCCGACAUCACACAAGGGCACCUUGCAGGAGGUGAUUGCCUGGGGCUUGUUGGGGUGGAAGCUUUAUGCUAAUGUUAAUGGACCCAUUCAGUGUAAGGCCCUUUCUAGCCUUGGAGUCACACAAAUCGUCUGCUCAGAAAAGGGCUUUCUCAUUCUGUCAAGCAGUGGUGGUGUCUAUACCCAAAACUACAAGAGCACAACCCUGGCUCCAAUGUUAAUCCAUGGUCUGAGCUCCAGAAAGAUUGUGAAGCUUGCAGCUCAUCCUGAUGGGCAGCAUUACCUGGCCUUGUCAUCCAACGGGGAGGUUUUCUCCUGGGGCUGUGGUGAUGGGGGCCGUCUCGGACACGGAGACACCACGUAUUUAGAAGAACCUACAAUGAUUGCAGCCUUUAAUGGGAAACAGGCAGGGAAGCAUGUGGUGCACAUUGCCUGUGGGAGCACAUACAGCGCUGCAAUUACAGCUGACGGCGAGCUCUACACCUGGGGCAGAGGGAACUAUGGUCGUCUGGGCCACGGUUCCAGUGAAGACCAGACUACACCCAUGCUAGUGACGGCACUGAAAGGACUGAAGGUGGUGGAUGUGGCGUGUGGAAGUGGUGAUGCACAGACUCUUGCCGUUACAGAGAAUGGUCAGGUUUGGUCCUGGGGAGACGGAGACUAUGGUAAACUGGGCCGAGGAGGCAGUGAUGGUUGCAAGACUCCCAAACUGGUGGAGAAACUGCAGGACCUUGACAUAGUGAAGGUUUGCUGUGGCAGCCAGUUUUCAGUGUCUCUUACCAAAGAUGGUCAAGUGUACACCUGGGGAAAGGGAGACAACCAGCGCCUCGGCCAUGGGACUGAUGAGCAUGUACGCUACCCCAAGUUACUCGACAGUCUGCAGGGAAAGAAAGUUGUGGAUGUCGCUGUGGGUUCUACGCACUGCCUUGCAUUGACUGAUGAUGGAGAGGUGCACAGUUGGGGCAGCAAUGAUAAACUCCAACACUUUGACACACUCUUUUCAAACAAGAAGCAGCCUAAGGCCCUGCCAGGGCUCAACUCCAAACACAUAGUGGGGAUCUCCUGUGGCCCAGGACAGAGCUUCGCGUGGUCCUCAUGCUCAGAGUGGUCCGUGGGGCAGCGUGUACCCUUUGUGGUGGACGUGUGUCCCAUGACGUUUGAGCAGCUGGAUCUGCUCCUGCGCCAGGUCAGUGAGGGCAUGGACGGCAGCUCAGACUGGCCCCCGUCACAGGAGAAGGAGUGUAUGGUGGUCGCUACACUCAAUCUGCUCAGGCUACAGCUCCAUGCAGCCAUCAGUAACCAGGUGGAUCCGGAGGAACUUGGGCUAGGACUUGGCAGUGUUCUACUCAACAACCUUAAACAAACAGUGGUUGUGCUCGCUAGUAAUGCAGGAGUGCUCAACACAGUACAAGCUGCUGCCCAAGCUGUCCUCCAGAGCGGCUGGUCAGUGCUGCUGCCCACAGCUGAAGAAAGGGCGAGGGCGUUAUCGUCACUGCUGCCCAACGCUGCAUCUGGAAAUGAGAUGAGUGUUAGCCCAGGGCGUCGCUUUAUGAUUGACCUGUUGGUCAGCAGCUUGAUGGCUGAUGGAGGUUUGGAAUCUGCACUGAAUGCAGCGAUCACUGCUGAGAUACAGGAUAUUGAAGCCAAAAAGGAAGCUCAGAAAGAAAAGGAGAUUGAUGAGCAAGAGGCCAAUGCCUCCACUAUGCACCGUUGUCGCACUGUGUUGGACAAAGACCUGAUCAACACAGGCAUCUAUGAGUCUGCCGGGAAACAAAGUCUACCUCUGGUGCAGCUUGUACAGCAGUUGUUGAGGAACAUCGCCUCUCAGACAAUUGCAAGACUGAAGGAUGUUGCCCGACGUAUUUCCAACUACUUAGAGGCGGAACAUGUGAGCAAGGAGCGCUCUGCAUCUCUGGACCUGUUAUUACGUUUCCAGAGGCUGCUGGUUAGCAAGCUUUACCUGGGGGUUAAUGGCACAGAGAAUGUCAACGGAUACAAUCCGGAGCUUCUUGGAGUUGGUUCUUUGUUAAAAAAGUACAUCGCUCUGCUGUGUACUCACAUUGGAGACAUUCUUCCAGUGGCUACAAGCAUAGCCUCCACUGGUCGCCGCCACUUCGCUGAAGUGUCUCGUGUUAUUGAAGGAGAUUUAACUGGCGUUCUCCUGCCUGAGCUGGUGGUGUCCAUCGUCCUCCUCCUCACCAUUGAUGCAGGGCUGAUGCAGGAGACUGGUUCUAUUCCUCUACUCGCUGGACUCCUGGAGCACCUUGACCGUUUCAAUCAUCUGGCUCCUGGACAUGAGAGGGAUGAUAAUGAGGAUCUGGCCUGGCCAGGCAUUAUGGGAUCAUUCUUUACUGGCCAAAGCUCUAAGAACAAUGAAGAGGUGUCUCUUAUCCGCAAGGCUGACCUGGAGAAUCAUAAUAAAGAUGGUGGUUUUUGGACUGUUAUUGAUGGAAAAGUCUAUGACAUCAAGGACUUCCAGGCUCAAUCUCAGUCACUAACUGGAAACAGUAUCCUCGCCCAGUUUGCAGGAGAGGACCCAGUAGUUGCUUUGGAAGCUGCACUGCAGUUUGAGGACACCAGAGAGUCCAUGCAGGCCUUUUGCGUUGGCCAGUACAUGGAGCCUAAUCAGGAGACAGUCACAACCCCAGAUCUCAGCAGUCUUUCCUCCCCGCUCAUCGACACAGAGAGGAACCUGGGUCUGUUACUGGGUCUUCACGCCUCCUAUCUGGCCAAGAGCACCCCUCUGUCCCCCAUGGAAAUCGAAUGUGCCACCUGGCUUCAGUCGUCUAUAUUCUCUGGAGGCCUGCAGACCAGUCAGAUCCACUACAACUACAAUGAGGAGAAAGAUGAAGACCACUGCAGCUCCCUCGGGACAACUACCCCAGACAAAGCCAAAUUAUAUGCUCGGAGAAUAACACUCAGUGACCACGCACAGCCCUUCCUGCAGGCAAUCGCUGACAACAACACUCAGGACCACUCUGUGAAGGACUUCCUCUGCCAAAUAGAGCGUUGCUGUAAGCAGUACCAUCUUAUUACACCCAUCACCUUCCCCCCAGAGCACCCAGUGGAGGAAGUUGGCCGCCUGCUGCUCUGCUGCCUGCUCAAACAUCAAGACCUUGGUCAUGUCGCUCUCUCACUUGUCAGUCAAUGUGCCUUGGGUGUGGACCAGGGGAAACAGAGGUCCCUCCCCAAAUCUGUGAUUGACGUGUGCCGCAUGGUCUACCAGGCAAAAUGUUCUUUAAUUAAGACCCAUCAAGAACAAGGUCGCUCCUAUAAGGAGGUGUGUGCCCCUGUUAUUGAGCGUCUUCGCUUCCUUUUUAAUGAGCUGCGUCCUGCUGUAAGCAACGACCUGUCCAUAGUGUCUAAACUGAAGCUGUUGAGCUCUCAGCCACGCUGGAGACGGAUCACCCAAAAACUCAUCAGGGAUCGCAGGAAAAAAAGAGUGCCUAAGAAGUCAGAGUCUGCUGACAUUGAAGAGCCAAAGCUGGAGAAUGAAGGGACCAAUGAAGAGGAGCUUAACGUCAACAUUAGUGCCCCACCUGCUGAUAGGAAGUCACCUACUACCAAGCCAUCCAAGCAGGACAAGUGGCAGCCCCUCCUCAACACUGUGACCAGUGUCCAGAAGUACAGGUGGCUUAAACACAGUGUCCAGGGUGCCUUUUCUCAGUCGAGCCUCAUGGCCACCAUUGUGGAGUUUGCACUGAAAGAAGAACCACUGGAUGUGGAGAAGAUGAGGAAGUGUCUUCUUAAACAGCUGGAGAGGGCAGAGGUGAGGCUAGAGGGGAUCGACACAAUGCUGAAGUUGGCCUCCAAAAGCUUCCUGCUGCCUUCUGUGCAAUAUGCCAUGCUCUGUGGCUGGCAAAGAGUCAUACCAGAAGGGACCAACAUUGGGGAGCCCCUGUCUGACUGCCUGAAGGAUGUGGAUCUGAUCCCUCCCUUCAACCGCAUGCUUUUGGAGGUGACGUUUGGCAAGUUGUAUUCCUGGGCAAUCCAGAACGUUCGCAACAUCCUGCUUGAAGCCAGCGCCCGCUUCAAGGAGCUCGGUGUGCAGCCUGUUCCUUUGCAGACCAUCACCAAUGAGAACCCAGCAGGACCAAGCCUUGGCACCAUUCCACAAGCUCGCUUCCUUCUGGCAAUGAUCCACAUGCUGUCCCUCAAACACGGGGCAAACAGCCUCAGUCUCCUACUGAAUUCUGGUGUACUGGCCCUCACACAGAGUAUCCUCAGGCUCAUAGGACCGAGCACAGACAGCACUGAAGAGGACCUGAGCCUAUGUGCACAUGGAGGUUCAGCCACAGUACUGGAAGAGUCCAGAAAGGAGGCUGCCCCUGCCCCUCUUCCUGCAUCUGGCCCAGAGCUGGCUGCAAUGAUGAAAAUAGGAACCAGGGUGAUGAGGGGGGUUGACUGGAAAUGGGGAGAUCAGGAUGGUCCUGCACCAGGUCUUGGCAGGGUCAUUGGAGAACUGGGGGAAGAUGGUUGGAUCAGGGUACAGUGGGAUACCAGCAGUACCAAUUCCUACAGAAUGGGUAAAGAGGGCAAGUAUGACCUUAAACUUGCAGAACCACCACCAGCUGCCCAGCCUCCCACGGAGGACUCAGACACAGAGGAUGACACAGAAGGUGAGCUGAUUGAAAAGAGCAGUCAUCCAACCGCUAUGAUGCUGACUAGUACAGUGAACCUGCUGAAGACACUAUCGCUGACAGCUGGGAUCUACGCUGAGGUUUUACAGACAGAUGCGACACGGACCCUGUGUGGGCUUCUGAGGAUGCUCGUGGAAAGUGGAGCUAAUGACAAAUCAGGAUGUCACUCUCACAGACUCGUCUCUCGGGAGCAGCACAGGAGCUGGUGUACGCUGGGCUUUAUACGUAGCAUCGCUCUCAUGCCUCAGAUGUGUAGCACACUCAGCACCUCUGCAUGGAUUAGCCUCCUCAUCCGAAUUGUUGAAGGGCACCAGUCAUUUAAUGCAAUUACUCUGCAAAGACAGAUUCUGGCACUACGUCUCCUUCAGGCAGUCCUACCCUCAUGGGAUAAGAUGGAGCGCUCUCAGGACAUGAAGUUUCUGGUGGAAAAGUUGUUUAGCUUCUUAGGGAGCCUACUGAGCACCUGCUCCUCAGAUUUGCCACUUCUCAGAGAGGGCUCUCUGCGAAGGAGGAAGUCCCGCCCUCAGGCAUCUCUUACAGCCACACACAGCAGCACACUCGCUGAAGAGAUUGUAGCUGUCUUACGCACUUUGCAUUCUCUAAACCAAUGGAACAGCCUUAUAAAUGACUACAUCAACACUCAGCUGAGUGCCAUUGGAGAUGUGAUGGCAGGCUGCCAGUCUGAGGCAUGUUUUCUGGAGGAGUAUUUUCCUGAAUCUGAAGGCCCCAGAGUGGGCAGUCUGAUGGCUGUACUUGCCGUCAUUGGAGGGAUUGAUGGGCGCCUCAGGUUAGGAGGUCAGGUCGUUCAUGAGGAGUAUGGAGAGGGAACAGUCACACGCAUCACCCCUAAAGGCCGCAUCACUGUCCAGUUUCAUGAGAUGAGGACAUGUAGAGUUUGCUUGCUUAAUCAUCUGAAACCGCUGCCAGCAGUGUCCUUCAGUGUGCAGAACCUGCCCUUCACUGAGCCCAUGUUAGCAGUUUGGGCUCAGCUGGUCAGCCUUGCCGGAAGCAAGCUUGAAAAACAACGCAUGAAGAAGUCCUUAAGUCGAGGGCUUACAGCUGACCAGGUGGACAUCCAUUUGCUGCGGUGCCAGCAGCUGAGGCUGUACAUUUUAAAAGCAGGUCGGGCUCUGCUCUCUCACCAGGACAAACUCAGACAGAUCCUCUCACAGCAGGCUGUUGUAGACAUUGGACCAAAUCCCAGUGAGGAUCCAGUGGUGUCAUCUCCUGAUGUGGGCGACUUGUCUCCUGAGGGCCCUCUUCCUCCACUGAUCCUCCUUCAGCAGCUGCUGUCUGCUGCCACUCAACCUUCACCCAUCAAAGCCAUUUUUGACAGACAAGAGAUGGAGGCAGCAGCUCUGGCAGUGUGUCAGUACCUGGCUGUGGAAUCCACACACCCGUCCUCCCCUCUUUUUGAAGAAAGCAGCUCCAGUGAGGCCACCACACCUGUCACCAUCCAGCACAUCAGACCACCCAAACAGAAGAAACAGAAAACCUCUCCUGUACCUCCCUUACCCAUUGUGCUCCAGCUCAUGGAGAUGGGUUUCCCGCGGAAAAACAUUGAAUUUGCCCUGAAGUCAUUGUCUGGAACUACAGGCAGUGCCUCUGGUGUACCAGGUGUCGAGGCUUUGGUGAGCUGGCUGCUGGACCACCCAGACAUUCAUGUCACUGAGCUGUCGGACGCUGAUACCGUGUCUGAUGAAUACUCAGAUGAAGAGGUGCUGGAGGAGCUGGAGGAGGCAGAGCCUACCUUCCCUGUGCCUCCAGGGGCAGUGGUGACUGAAAGCCAGACAUUUAAGAAGAGGUCUGACUUUCAAAGCAAUGAUGAUUAUGCCGUCUACGUUAGAGAGAACAUCCAGGUUGGGAUGAUGGUGAAGUGUUGUAGAACGUAUGAGGAAGUGUAUGACGGAGAUGUCGGUAAAGUGAUUAAGCUGGACAGAGAUGGACUUCAUGACUUGAAUGUACAGUGUGACUGGCAGCAGAAGGGAGGAACGUACUGGGUCCGCUACAUCCACAUCGAGCUGCUUGGAUUCCCACCGCAAAGUUCUCCUUCGCACAUAAAGAUUGGGGACAAAGUGAGAGUAAAACCCACAGUCACCACACCAAAGUACAAGUGGGGUUCAGUAACCCACAGGAGUGUAGGAGUUGUAAAAGCUUUCAGUGCCAAUGGAAAGGAUGUGAUUGUAGACUUCCCGCAGCAGUCUCACUGGACUGGCUUGUUGUCUGAGAUGGAACUGGUGCCCAGUGUCCACCCUGGAGUCAGGUGUGAUGGCUGCCAGAUGUUCCCUAUAAACGGCCCUAGGUUUAAAUGCAGAAAUUGCGAUGAUUUCGACUUCUGUGAAAACUGUUUCAAGACCCGCAAACAUAACACCAGACAUUCCUUCGGCAGAAUCAAUGAGCCUGGUCAGUCUCCAGCGUUCUGCGGUCGCUCAGGAAAACAGCUUAAAAAGCACCACAGCAGCCAGCGUGGAAUGCUGAUCGAUGAUUGGUCUCGCGCUGUCAAGAGUCUCAAUGUCUCAUCAUCAGUUAACCAGGCCUCACGCCUCAUUGACUGCAGCGAUCAGUGCUGGCAGUCGUCUGGUUCACAGGGAAAGCACUGGAUUCGUCUUGAGCUUUUCCCAGAUGUUCUUGUGCACAGGCUGAAGAUGAUUGUGGACCCUGCAGACAGCAGCUAUAUGCCCUCACUAGUGGUGGUGUCAGGUGGAAGCUCUUUGAACAACUUGAUUGAACUGAAGACAAUCAACAUCAAUCCCACAGACACUACUGUGCUUCUCCUUAGUGACUGCACUGAGUAUCACAGAUAUAUUGAGAUCGCAAUCAAGCAGUGCCGUAGCUCUGGUAUAGACUGCAAGAUUCACGGUCUUGGAAUUGUGGGCCGUAUAAGAGCAGAGGAUGAAGACCUGGCCACAGUUCCUUUCCUGGCAUCUGACAAUGAAGAAGAAGAUGAUGAUAAAACUGCCACUGGGAGUCUCACUCGGAAAAAGUCAUCGGGAUUGGAGUCUGCAGCCACCAUCAGGACCAAAGUGUUCGUCUGGGGUCUGAAUGACAAGGACCAGCUGGGAGGACUCAAGGGGUCUAAGAUCAAGGUGCCUUCCUUCUCUGAAACUCUCUCUGCACUUAAUGUAGUGCAAGUGGCUGGUGGUUCCAAAAGCCUCUUUGCAGUAACUGUUGAGGGGAAGAUUUACGCAUGUGGGGAAGCCACAAAUGGCAGGUUAGGUCUGGGCUUGUCUAGUGGGACCAUCCCCAUUCCCCGUCAGAUCACUGCCCUCAGUAACUAUGUGGUGAAGAAAGUCGCUGUGCAUUCUGGAGGACGCCAUGCGAUGGCCUUGACUGUGGAUGGGAAGGUCUUUUCUUGGGGUGAAGGAGACGAUGGCAAACUGGGACACUUUAGCAGAAUGAACUGUGACAAGCCUCGCCUAAUUGAGGCCCUGAAGACAAAACGUAUCCGUGACAUUGCCUGUGGCAGCUCUCAUAGUGCAGCCAUUACCUCCAGUGGGGAGCUGUACAGCUGGGGUUUGGGGGAAUAUGGCCGCCUCGGACAUGGUGACAACACUACUCAGCUUAGGCCUAAACUGGUGAAAGUGCUUCUGGGACAUCGUGUUAUCCAGGUGGCUUGUGGGAGCAGGGAUGCUCAAACACUAGCUCUCACAGAUGAAGGGUUGGUGUUUUCCUGGGGUGAUGGGGAUUUUGGUAAGCUUGGCCGCGGAGGCAGUGAAGGCUGCAACAUCCCACAGAACAUAGAGAGACUCAAUGGCCAGGGUGUCUGUCAGAUUGAGUGUGGGGCUCAGUUUUCACUGGCUCUCACCAAAUCUGGAGUGGUGUGGACAUGGGGCAAAGGCGACUAUUUCCGAUUGGGACAUGGAACUGAUGUCCAUGUGCGGAAGCCCCAGAUGGUGGAGGGCCUAAGAGGCAAAAAGAUUGUCCAUGUUGCCGUUGGAGCGUUGCACUGUCUGGCAGUCACAGACACAGGACAGGUCUAUGCGUGGGGUGACAAUGACCACGGGCAGCAGGGGAAUGGCACAACCACAGUUAACAGGAAGCCCACUCUGGUUCAGGGUCUGGAGGGGCAGAAAAUCACUCGAGUGGCCUGUGGCUCCUCCCACAGUGUGGCAUGGACCACGGUUGAUGUGACCACACCUUCAGUUCAUGAACCUGUCCUUUUUCAGACAGCAAGGGACUCCCUGGGAGCAUCGUAUCUGGGUGUGCAGUCAGACAGUGACUCUUCUGCAGUAAGCAAUAAGAUGAGUGGGCAGAACAGCGCAAAGCCUAAUCGACCCUCGCUUGCCAAAAUUCUCCUCAGUCUGGAUGGAAACUUGGCCAAACAGCAGGCCCUGUCACAUGUGCUGUCAGCUCUGCAGAUCAUGUAUGCAAGGGAUGCAGUGGUUGGUGCUCUGAUGCCAGCCAGCAUGAUUCUGCCAGCAGAAUGUCCUUCCAGCUCACCCAUUCCCCCAUCAGACUCCUCUUCCUCAUCCAGUGUGAGUGAUGAAGAGGCUCCGCCCAUCCCUCCUGAAGCUGAAGAGCGAGUCAGCCCUAAUCCCUGGCAGGACAAGAAGACAGAGGUUCCUUCUUCUGAGGAUGCUGUAACCCCGUCAUCAGCUGUGACUCCAUCUGGCCCCUCUUCACGUCCUUUCAUUCCUGUCACCGAUGACCCCGGUGCAGCCAGCAUCAUUGCUGAGACCAUGACUAAAACCAAAGAGGACUCUGAGAGCCAGAACAAAGUGGUCGGUCCUGAGCCUCAGUACCUGGAUGAGUUCACGAGUCUGCUUGUGCCCGAUGACACACGAGUAAUGGUGGACCUGCUCAAACUGGCAGUGUCAUGUCGUUCAGGGGAGAAAGGCAAGGAGGUGCUGUCUGCUGUACUGUCCGGAAUGGGUACAGCUUAUCCACAGGUUGCGGACAUGCUGCUGGAGUUGUGCGUCACCGAGUUAGAAGAUGUCGCCACAGACUCACAGAGUGGUCGUUUGUCCUCCCAGCCAGUUGUUGUAGAGAGCAGCCAUCCAUACACAGAUGACACAUCCACUAGUGGCACUGUCAAGAUCCCAGGUGCUGAAGGUUUAAGGAUAGAGUUUGAUCGUCAGUGUUCCACUGAGAGACGCCACGACCCACUAACAAUCAUGGAUGGAGCCAAUAGGAUUGUCUCCGUUAGAUCAGGUCGGGAGUGGUCUGACUGGUCCAGUGAAUUAAGAAUCCCCGGAGAUGAGCUCAAAUGGAAAUUCACCAGUGACGGCUCAGUAAACGGCUGGGGCUGGCGAUUCACUGUGUAUCCCAUCAUGCCUGCUGCUGGUCCCAAAGACUUACUGUCUGAUCGCUGCAUCUUGUCCUGCCCCUCCAUGGACUUAGUUACCUGCCUCCUGGACUUCAGGCUCAACUUUGCCUCUAACAGGAGCAUUGUUCCCCGUCUAGCAGCUUCUCUCGCAGCUUGUGCUCAGCUAAGUGCACUUGCUGCUGGACACAGAAUGUGGGCUCUACAGAGGUUACGAAAGCUCCUAACCACAGAAUAUGGUCAGUCCAUCAACAUCAACAGGCUGCUUGGUGACAGUGAAGGAGAGGCUCGUUCUGUGAGUUUCACUGGCAGUGCGCUUGCCGCUCUAGUGAAGGGGCUACCAGAGGCUCUACAAAGACAAUAUGAGUAUGAGGACCCCAUUGUGAGGGGAGGGAAGCAACUGCUGCAUAGUCCAUUUUUUAAGGUGUUAGUUGCUCUUGCCUGUGAUCUUGAGCUUGACACGUUACCCUGCUGUGCUGAGACCCAUAAGUGGGCGUGGUUUCGUCGAUACUGCACAGCCUCCAGGGUGGCUGUGGCUCUAGACAAGAGAACCUCACUACCAAGACCUUUCCUGGAUGAGGUCACAAAGAAAAUCCGUGAGCUUAUGGCUGAUCACGAGAGCAUGAACGGCCUCCAUGAGAGUCAUGACCUGUUCAAGCGUGAGCAUGAUGAGCAGCUCGUACAGUGGAUGAACCGACGACCGGAUGACUGGACCCUCUCUGCGGGAGGCAGUGGCACCAUCUACGGCUGGGGUCACAAUCACAGAGGUCAGCUGGGGGGCAUCGAGGGGGCAAAGGUCAAAGUGCCAACACCUACUGAAGCUCUGGCCACCUUGCGUCCGGUCCAGCUUAUCGGAGGAGAGCAGACUCUGUUUGCUGUCACUGCUGAUGGAAAGCUAUAUGCAACAGGAUAUGGAGCUGGUGGGAGACUGGGCAUCGGUGGCACGGAGUCUGUAUCCACCCCAACUCUGCUGGAGUCCAUCCAACAUGUCUUUAUCAGGAAAGUGGCUGUGAACUCUGGAGGAAAGCACUGCUUGGCACUGUCCUCCGAGGGGGAAGUGUAUUCAUGGGGAGAGGCUGAAGAUGGAAAACUAGGCCACGGGAACAGAAGCCCAUGUGAUCGUCCUCGUGUAAUUGAGUCGCUGAGGGGUGUGGAAGUCGUGGAUAUCGCUGCCGGAGGGGCUCACAGUGCCUGCAUUACUGCCAGUGGAGAACUCUUCACCUGGGGCAAGGGUCGCUAUGGACGACUGGGCCAUGGAGACAGUGAAGACCAGCUCAAACCUAAGCUGGUGGAUGCUCUACAGGGUCACAGGGUCAUUGAUGUAGCCUGUGGCAGUGGGGACGCCCAAACAUUGUGUCUAACAGAUGAUGACAUGGUCUGGUCCUGGGGAGAUGGGGACUACGGUAAAUUGGGCCGGGGAGGCAGUGACGGCUGCAAAAUACCCAUGAAGAUUGAUUCGCUCACUGGCCUCGGAGUGGUCAAAGUGGAGUGUGGAUCACAGUUUUCUGUGGCUCUUACAAAGUCUGGUGCUGUGUACACAUGGGGGAAAGGGGACUACCAUCGGCUGGGCCACGGCUCUGAUGACCACGUUCGAAGACCGCGACAGGUCCAGGGGCUUCAAGGCAAGAAGGUCAUUGCCAUCGCCACAGGGUCGCUGCACUGUGUGUGCUGCACAGAGGAUGGAGAAGUUUACACAUGGGGAGACAACGAUGAGGGCCAACUUGGAGAUGGGACCACAAAUGCCAUCCAGAGGCCCCGACUGGUGGCUGCACUACAGGGCAAGAAAAUCAACAGGGUGGCCUGUGGAUCUGCUCACACCCUCGCCUGGUCUACCAGCAAACCCACCAACGCCGGGAAACUACCUGCACAGGUACCCAUGGAGUACAACCACCUGCAGGAGAUCCCCAUCAUGGCCUUGAGGAACAGGCUGCUGCUGCUUCACCACAUCUCGGAGCUCUUCUGCCCCUGUAUCCCCAUGUUUGAUCUGGAGGGUCGACUGGGUCAGACCGGCCACGGGCCCUCAGUGGGCUUCGACACGCUCAGAGGCAUCCUAAUCUCCCAGGGCAAGGAGGCAGCGUUCAGGAAGGUGGUUCAGGCCACGAUGGUGAGGGAUCGACAGCACGGACCAGUGGUGGAGCUGAACAGGAUACAGGUGAAGCGUUCCCGUAGCAAAGGGGGCCUGGCAGGUCCUGAUGGAACCAAGUCUGUGUUUGGUCAGAUGUGUGCCAAAAUGAGUUCGUUUAGCCCAGACAGUCUGCUGCUUCCUCACCGGGUCUGGAAAGUCAAAUUUGUGGGGGAAUCUGUGGAUGACUGCGGUGGAGGCUACAGUGAAUCCAUCGCCGAAAUGUGCGAGGAGCUGCAGAACGCGCUGACUCCGCUGCUCAUCGUCACCCCUAAUGGGCGUGAUGAAUCGGGCGCCAACAGGGACUGUUUCCUGCUCAACCCUGCAGCCAAGUCGCCUCUUCACAUGAGCAUGUUCCGCUUCCUAGGGGUGCUCCUGGGCAUUGCAAUCCGUACUGGAAGCCCUCUUAGUCUGAACCUGGCAGAGCCGGUCUGGAAACAGCUGGCAGGCAUGAACCUGACCAUCGCUGACCUCAGUGAGGUUGAUAAGGAUUUCAUUCCUGGGUUGAUGUACAUCCGGGACAACGAGGCCACAGCGGAGGAGUUCGAGGCCAUGACGCUGCCCUUCACGGUGCCCAACGCCAGCGGUCAAGACAUCCAGCUCAGCUCCAAAUACUCCCACAUCACACUGGAGAACCGCGCAGAAUAUGUCCGCCUCGCAAUUAACUACAGGCUGCACGAGUUUGACGAGCAGGUGGCUGCAGUGCGUGAGGGCAUGGCUCGAGUCGUUCCUGUUCCCUUGCUGUCACUUUUUACUGGUUACGAGCUGGAAACAAUGGUGUGUGGAAGCCCAGACAUCCCCCUUCACCUGCUCAAGUCGGUGGCCACUUACAAAGGGGUGGAACCAACGGCACCGCUCAUCCAGUGGUUCUGGGAAGUCAUGGAGUCUUUCUCCAACACGGAGAGGUCUCUGUUUUUAAGGUUCGUCUGGGGUCGCACACGCCUGCCUCGUACCAUCGCUGACUUCAGAGGCCGCGAUUUUGUUGUGCAGGUCCUGGAUAAGUACAACCCUCCAGACCACUUCCUCCCUGAGUCCUACACAUGUUUCUUCCUGCUGAAGCUGCCGAGGUACUCGUGUAAACAAGUGCUGGAAGAGAAACUGAAAUACGCCAUCCACUUCUGCAAGUCUAUCGACACUGACGACUACGCCCGCAUCGCCCUGUCCGGAGAACCCGCCGCUGACGACAGUAGCGAAGACUCCGACAACGAGGACGCCGACUCGUUUGCCUCAGACUCCACCCAGGACUACCUUACAGGACACUGAACCACGGACCCUCUGAGGGUCCGGGUGAGCACAGACUACUUCAGAUGCCUCCUAUUAAUACACUCAUUCAUUGUGGCAUCUGCUAAGACACGAACGUCUGUGGGGGAAAAAUGUGCAAUGAGCUUUAAAAGCAUUAUAAGCUAAAGAGAGAACAAACAGAGGUUUGCUCCGACAUAGUUUCUUUGAGGACAUAAGGCUGCACAUGUGAUUGUUGUGUUACAUGGGAAUUGUGUAUAUUAUUACCGUUACAGAGAAAAAAAGGCUCCAGCCUAGCACUGUGGUAGAUCUCUCCCUCUGGUUUGUGUGAAUUACCUGUCCCUAGUUUGUACAUAGAAAUUGAUGUGCGACAAAUUGGUAGUAUUACUUUUUUGUUUCUUGGUAAUAGCCAUGUUUCUUUAUUAAAAAGAAAAGCCUUUUUAACUUAAAACAGAAGUCAGUGUUUCUCACUCGGCUCUCGUCAGUCGGAGCCCACUGAAGGGUCAUUUUAAGAUUCCUGUAUUUACCCCUCUCCCCCACCAUGUUUGUGCACUGUCUCCUUAAAGAAUGUAUAUAAUAUGAUUGUGCCAUGUAUACACAGAAGGUCUCAUUCCUGCAUAUUAAAUGUUAAUACAUUUCUGUUAAUAAAUUCAAGUGAAACUGA